Molecule: messenger RNA, 4842 nt
Organism: Trichoderma virens Gv29-8
Lineage: Eukaryota; Fungi; Ascomycota; Sordariomycetes; Hypocreales; Hypocreaceae
Exons: 3
Biological process (GO): positive regulation of transcription by RNA polymerase II
Cellular component (GO): nucleus
Molecular function (GO): ATP hydrolysis activity; chromatin binding; ATP binding
Source: RefSeq, a predicted model, not a curated record
AUGGUUAGCAGCAAGAGGAAGCGAGCCCUCGAGGACUUCGACCCCAACAAGUCGGAUCCGGAGGAUGAAAACUUCGACCCGAUAGAGGCAAGGCCUAGCCGAAGCUCCAAGAAAACCCGCUCAUCUAGAAAUGGGAAACCAGGGCAGAAAAGGACCAACCGUUAUCGCGGAUCCGACAUUGACGAUGACGAUGACGAGUUAUCUGAUAGCGAAGAAGACUCUUUUGCCGAGAACACCGAAGAGUCUGAUGAAGAAGCUCCCAGGAAUGCGGCUGGGCGGCGGGCCAGGAAAGUGGCAGUCAAACAGCAGAAUUAUAAAGAGAGCAGCGAAGAAGACGACGACGACAUAGAAGAAAAGGAAGAGGUUGAAGAAGAGCUCGAUGAACUAGACGACGUUCCCCUCAAGCCUGCAAAGCCGGAGCCAUCAAGGAUGGUCAAGCUCAAGGUCUCUGGUCCAGCCUUGGCCCGGACGCGCAGGACUCGGGCACACACUGAAGAUGCUGAAGAGUUCAUGGAACUGUCCGCUUCUGGUCGACAUGCCGUUCUAUCCCGAGAAUCACAAAGCAGAAGCCCCGAGUCAGCUUCACGAAGGCCCACCCGCGCUGCCAAAGGGGUGAAGAAAGCCGAGCCAAUUCUGGAGGCUUCCCACGAGAGUAGCUUUCGAGAGAAGGAUGACGCCAAUGCCCCUGAUGAGCUCCUGGAGGAUUCACCAAGCCGUGAAAAGCAUGAAGAAAUUGACUCUGAUAUGCCGGAUGCUGUCAAGGAGGACCAAGACGCCCCAGUGGAGAAUUCCGCCGCAGUGAAGCAAGACGCGGCCGACGAUGAUGACGACGACGACGACGUACUCACCACUCGGAGGACCAGAAGCUCUCGAGCUGCCGCUGGGGCUUCUACAGAGGAUGCCGUCGAGACCACCGAGGUAGUCGAAGCUGAAGCUGCGGCCGAAGAUGGGUCAGAUGCCGGUGGUGCUCGCCGGUCUCGCCGGUUAGCGAGAGGCACCAAGAAAUCCACUCAGGAACCUAGUAGCGAUUUUGAACCUGGCGAUGAUUCCGAUGAUGCUGAAGUCUCCGAUAAAGAGCGAAAGGGGAAUGAUGAUGUUAUUGACAGCCCGACUCCUCGAGGGAGACAGACCCGAUCUCGCGGCCGUACCUCACGCCGUCGAAACUCUUCUGCUGAUGAGGAGCCUGAUUUCGACUUGGACGAGCUUAACGAAGAAGCCCGCGAAUUGAGACGCUCAUCUAGGCCGCAUAGAAAGGCCCGGACAGAGUCCCCCAUUGUGUACCAGGAGGGCUCACGUCGACGACCUAGGAUCAACUAUUACAUGCCUCCGUUGACUGCCGCCAACAUUGAGGAGGAAGCAGAAGAUCCUGCUCCUACUCCGGCUCGCGGCCGUCGACGAGGCGGCGCCAGCGCUGGCUGGGACAGGAAUCUCAACACCACAUACGGUCCCUUUGGCGGCGGCGGCGAUGUCGGGUCUCUGCUUGGCGGCCCAUGGGGGACUGGUGCCACCGGCGGAGUCGACUCUGAUAGCAGUGAUGAUGAGAUGAUGCACAGGUCCACAGCCGCAGGAAAUGUUGGCAUGACGCCGACGUCUGCAGCUCCAGCUGGUGGCCUUGUAUCUGGUGGGCAGGGUCAUGGCGUUGACGCUACGCCUAACGUCGGCAAGAUCAAAGACCGCAAAGCGCUCGCUGAUGCUGACCCCCUGGGUGUGGAUUUGAACGUCGACUUCAGCAAGGUUGGUGGGUUGCAAGGCCACAUCGAUCAGCUCAAGGAGAUGGUUCAGCUUCCUCUGCUGUAUCCAGAACUCUUCACCCGAUUCCAUGUUACACCGCCCCGCGGCGUCUUGUUCCAUGGUCCUCCAGGUACCGGUAAAACGCUGCUCGCUCGUGCUCUGGCCAAUUCGGUUGGUUCUGGCGGCAAGAAGAUCUCCUUCUACAUGCGCAAGGGUGCUGAUGCGCUCAGCAAAUGGGUUGGCGAGGCUGAAAAGCAGCUCCGUUUGCUCUUUGAAGAGGCGAGGAAGACCCAGCCUAGUAUCAUCUUCUUUGACGAGAUUGACGGACUGGCGCCGGUCAGGUCGAGCAAGCAAGAGCAAAUCCAUGCUUCUAUUGUCUCGACCCUGCUGGCCCUGAUGGAUGGCAUGGAUGGGCGUGGACAAGUCAUCGUCAUCGGCGCCACCAAUCGACCGGACAACAUUGACCCUGCUCUUCGACGACCGGGACGAUUUGAUAGAGAAUUCUACUUUCCCCUGCCCGACCUCGAGGGGCGCCGGUCCAUCCUUAACAUCCACACACAAGACUGGGGUCUGUCGAACGAGUUUAUGCAGUCCCUGGCUGAGAACACCAAGGGCUACGGUGGUGCUGAUCUGAGAGCUCUCUGCACCGAGGCGUCACUCAACGCUAUUCAGCGGACCUACCCACAGAUUUACUCUUCUACAGAGAAACUGCUUGUCGAUCCAGCCAAAAUUUCGGUCCAUGCCUCCGAUUUCAUGAUCUCUAUCAAGAAGUUGAUACCUUCGUCGGAGCGUUCUGCAACAUCAGGAGCACGCCCUCUUCCAAGCUCUAUUGCGCCUCUGCUCCGUGAACAAUUUGACGAGGCCAAGCGGGCGCUUGAUCUGCUCUUGCCCCGGAGAAAGAAGACGACUGCACUGGAAGAGGCCAUGUAUGAGCAGUUUGAUGACGAAGAUCAUGGAUUUGGACGUGAGACACUGAACCAAGAGUUUGAACGCUCUCGAGUCUUCCGGCCUAGGUUUCUCAUCUCAGGUGCUCAUGGUAUGGGCCAAGGCUAUAUCUCGUCUGCAAUUCUCCAUCAUUUUGAAGGGAUUCACGUACAGAACUUUGACCUCCCAGCCCUCCUCAAUGACGGACGGGCAAUGGAGCAAGUCAUCGUUGGCCUCUUCACUGAAGUAAGGCGCCACAAACCGAGUGUGAUCUAUAUUCCAAACAUUGAUGCUUGGUAUACGGUGCUGGCUGGAACGCUGGCGCUGGUCACCUUCCGCACUAUGUUGAGAUCCAUCGCCCCAACGGAUCCUGUACUCCUCUUGGCCACUGCAGAUUGCGAAAAGAAAGACCUUCCACAGGAAAUGGUUCGCGAUUUUUUCGGCUACUCUCACAAAAACCAAAUGCAGAUCACGAAACCGAACAAGGCCAAUCGCAUGGAGUAUUUUUCGAAAACAUUGGAGUAUGUGAAGCUGCAGCCUCGCGACUUCCCAGAUCUCGACAACCGUAAGAAGAGAGUUCUCGAGGAGUUGCCAGUAGCUCCUCCGGCGCCCGUCAAGCCGCCAACCAAGGAAGAGGUGAAGGCUCUGAAGAAGAGAGAUCAUCAGUUCCUGAACGCUCUCAAGAUCCAACUUCAGCCCAUCAUGGAUCAGAUCAACCGUAGGUAUAAGAAGUUCAGACAGCCGGUUCUUCAACAAAGCCAGAUUGAAUACUUGUUCUUGGAGGCAGAUCCGAACUACGUACGGCCCGAUCUAGCAGAGGGAGAGAACAGACCCUUUGAGAUUGUAAAGGAUAAGCAUGGAAAUGACGUGCUGAUGCACAUCGAGUCUGGCAAGUACUAUUACAACCUCGAGACCACCACCAUUGAGGAGCGCCUGUCGAACGGGUUCUAUGCUCGCCCCAAGGACUUUUUGUUUGACAUUAAAGCUCUGGCAAAGGACGCCAAGAACAUUGGCGACAAAGAGCGCACUCUCAAGGCCAACGAAUUGCUCAGCAACGUCGAGGUGGAUGUAGCAAGUAUCGAAAACAGCACAGCCCACAUCGACUGGGAAGCGCUCUACCAGCGCCAACAGCAGCGAGCCAAGGAGGCAGCGGAGAAGGAGCGGAAGCGAAAAGCCAUGCAAUCCGUAUUGGAGCGAGUCCAGUCGGAUCUUGGCGGAGGCAAUGACAGCGAUUCCCAGGGCCCUCUCACCCUUGGAGAGCCAGUGCCAGGGGCUCGCACCAUGGCCCGCUUCCAGAUACGAAGCCCCUUGUCUAACGGGCAUGGCGAGGCUGGCCAAAAUGAACAUCCGCUUAGUAACGGUGUCCCCAAUCCGAUAAAGGAGGGCGAUGUUCAGAUGAGCGGGACCGAUGAUGACACACAAAUUCUGACCCAAUCCCAAACCUCUCCCAUGGGCCCGCCCCCAAGAUCAGAGGAGCUAUCUUCCUCGAGAAUCUUGGCGGCUGGGGGGACGCAGGUAUCUCAGCGAUCUGCAAUUACCACUCUUCCUCCUGGCGUGUCGCCAUCGGCUGUAAUCAACGAGGCAUCCACGACAAAGACGUCGGAUCCGUCAACUCACAGAUCUUCCAACUGGAGCACGCAGAAUACAAAUGGAAACCACGAGCACGAUGAUACGCUACCGGACACUUUGUUAGUUGCGCAGAACCAGAGUCAGCUGUCAUUGCAGAACCAAAGUAUUCUGUCAUCUUCUAGUGAGAUUUGGCCGCAUACUCAAGCUCGGGGACCGGCACUUGACGAAAGCUCGUCCGCCUCGCUCAUAAGCCGCCCGUCGCUCCAAUCCCAAACUCACAAGAGCCCGGGAGCUGCGAAGUCGGUGAUUAGCUUACCGUCUCAUGAUUCAAGCUCGUUGGGAGACCCAGUUCGCAACUCGGGCUCGUCUUCCCAACCGUUGCAGGUAGAAGGACAGAUAGAAGAACUUCUGCACAGGGUAGCAGACCUCACCUCGGGCUGUACGAUUGAGCAACUCGAACAAGUCAACCGUGAGAUGAUGGACGAGAUAUGGCGCAGCCGACACGAGUGGAACAGAGUCAAGGUACUCGGGAACGUGUCGUCAGUGUUCAACGAGGUGAUGCAUGACAUCGAAAACAUGCAAGGCAUGGAUCCACUGAGUCAGCGAGAGGACUUGGAU